This is a messenger RNA of Thamnophis elegans (Western terrestrial garter snake), 1832 nucleotides long. RefSeq lists its product as uncharacterized. NCBI's taxonomy places the organism in Eukaryota, Metazoa, Chordata, Lepidosauria, Squamata, Natricidae. The record is from RefSeq and is a predicted model, not a curated record. The transcript has 4 exons. Bases 1171 to 1584 code for a protein of 137 amino acids.
UUUCCGCUUCACAUGGCGGAUGACCCAGAACUGAUAUAUGGGAAGCAUUUCUCAAUGACAUCACUGCUUCCUUGGACUCUUCCGCGAGCCAACACGACUUCAGACAUUUGGUCGCGAUGGGAACCCGUAGGAACCUACCAUAGCGUUGGGGUGGAACUAGUUACCUUGGUGACGGAGGAACGCGAUUUUAAUUUAGAUCCAGUUUUUUUUUAACUCGGUCCUUUUCUCCGGAGCAACCAUGUGAGGUUAGGCCGAGAGAAGGAGCGAUCCGGAGAAGUUCGGGAAGCAUUAAAGUAUUCCUGGAGGGAAAUCGGGGCAACUUCCUUGCGGGGUUGUUGAUUGGCUCGCGAAGCGCAUAGUGCAAUCUCGAUGCUUAUAGAUUCUCCCUAAGCAUCUUGCUUGAGCAACAUCCAUAGGGUGAAUGCUGUGAUAGGAAACGGUUUAACCAGUUAUGGGGCUUGAGAAAGAAAGGCCGGGUUAAGGAUGCUUUGGUACUUUCUAGCGCCGUGUUUUUUUCAAACUUGACAAUUUUAAGAUGUAUGUGGACUUCAACUCCCAGAAUUUCUCAGCCAGCCAUUGCUGCCUUGGGAAUUCUGGGAGUUGAAGUCUUAUAUAGCUUAAAAGUGGCUAAAUUGAAAAACACCAUUCCAGGGUGCGAUUUUUUUAAUUUAAUAUCUUAUUUAAUAUAUUUAACACAUCAAUAAUAUUUAAUAUAGAUAUUAUUAUAUUUAAUAAUAUUUUAUUUGAUAUUUUUUAUUUAAUAUUCACCACCGGGGAAGCAAUUUGGGAAAUUGUGCAGCAAUUUGGGCUAGGAAAUUGCGCCCAGUAAAGACAGCGGUUUAAUUUGGAUCCAGCAAUCGUAAUGGAUCUGAAAAAUGUUUUAUAUUUUCAUUACAAAUUCAUUAUUAAAAUCUCAGAUGCAUAUAAAAGUUAUAAAUAAGGUCACUGGUACUCUGCUUUUGAAUAGGGCUUGCCUUUUUUCAGAUUUAUGCUACUUGAGAAGAAUGUAUGUAUGUGCAAAUAGGAACUUGGAUUAAUUGUGUCUUAAGUCCUGACUGGUUUUUUAUCAGUCCCAUUAUGUUUAUGUGGUGCAAGUUAUUGACAAUAUUCUAUUUCUCUUAAGGCUGUUUGAAAUCUAUGGAGCCUCCAGACACAUUUUCCAACUGAGGAAUGGCAACUCCACCGCUGAAUCCUCCACCAGAUCUCCCCUUUGCUGCCACCUUGUUCCUGCCCCUCCCUGCCAUCGUUUUCUUGGUUGUUGGCUCCUACCUGCUGCUCCUCAUUCUGGUCCUGGUCCUCAGACAAUGCCUACUGGCCAGAGGUUUUUGUGCCAAUUGCUGUUCCUGUGAGAAGCGGUCUUGGCCAACUAUGUGUGAAUGCUGUAUGGCUUGUGCUGAAUCAUGCAACUGUGCCCUUCCCACUCCAACCCAUUGUCUAGAUCACUGCUGUUCUUGUGCUAAUGGCUUGGAACCAAGAAGUUGCUCCUUUCCCCGCCUGUGUCCACUUUGUGACUGUGCCUGUACAUACCAGCCCCCAGACUGCCAGAAUAUCAACUGUAUUUGUUUUGAAAUCAAAUUGCGUUAAGGGAUCUUAGAUUUCUAAAUAAAGGAGAUUUGUAUUUGGAUGCAUGAUAAAAUGUAGGAGAUUGCAAGGGAUGGUUAAUAUAGUAAACUGUUGCUCACAUUGGCAAAAUUAACUUUUGUGUUGCCAAGACACUUAAAACUUUGCACUUCUUUUUAGUGUUUUUUUAAAAUACUAUUGAUUUUUAUAAUGCUUGUUUGAUACCACGUUUUAUAUGAACUGCUGCAUUUUAUAAUAAAUUGAGUUGUCUA